AAUAUAAUUAAUUACCAAGUAAUCCAGGAUGGAACUCCAGUUUUAUUAUAUCCAUUUAAAAAAAAUGUAUUACCUUGAAGUUUAUUGAAAACGCAGAAAUACUGUAUCAUAUUGACGCAGGGCACACGUCGUGCACUUAAUUCUGCAAAUAAUUAAAUAAUAUAAAUAUGUUUAAGACUCUGAUAAAAUUAAUAUUAAUAAAUUUCGCUGUAGCAGUAAUAGUGCAAGUGAAAAACGGGAAACUCAAAGGGAUAUUGGGAAAGAGUGUUAAUGGAAGGGAAUAUGCGAGUUUCCAAGGAAUACCUUACGCCGCACCGCCAACUGGAAAAUAUAGAUUUGUGGAAGCGGCCGAAAUGCCACCAUGGUCUGGAGUUUGGAAUGCCGACAAGCCCCUGUCUCGAUGCUUGCAGUUUGAUCCCUUCAUGGGGUCCGUAACAGGAAGUGAGGAUUGCCUAUUUUUGAACGUUUACACACCAUCUUUAAGUAGAUCUGGGAAGCUACCAGUUUUAGUGUUCAUUCAUGGCGGUGCUUUCAUGUUUGGGACCGGAAAUAUUUAUGGUCCCCAAAGACUUAUGGAUUGGAAUAUUGUUGUUGUUACUAUUAAUUAUAGAUUGGGACCUUUAGGAUUCUUAAGUACAGGGGACAAUGUUGUACCUGGUAAUGCUGGGUUGAAAGACCAGAACCUUGCUUUGAUCUGGGUAAAAAACAAUAUACGCUAUUUUGGAGGGAAUUCAGAUAACGUUGUUCUUUUUGGAAACUCCGCCGGUUCUUCGUCUGUCCAUUAUCACCUUCUAUCCCGACGAUCAUAUGACAAAUUCCACCGUGGCAUCAUGUCCAGUGGAUCAGCGCUGGCUCCAUGGGCGCAGCAGACGGUGCCAGAAAAAAAUGCCAGAACCUUAGCAGGUCUUGUGGGAUGUCCCAGCGAUAAUAACCAGAAAAUGGUCGAAUGCUUUCGCAGCAGACCAGCAGAUGUCAUCGUAAGCGCCCAAGGCGAAAUGCUGGGCUGGCGAGCACAACUAUUCACUCCGUUUGUUCCAGUAGUGGAACCGGAUUGUCCUCAUGCAUUUAUUGAUACACACCCGUAUCUCGGUACUCUAGAAGGGUCGUUUCAUAAAGUACCACUUCUCAUUACCACGACAUCGGAGGAGGGACUAUAUCCGGCUGCAAUUUUCCAAUCAAAUGCAACUUUGCUACCAGAAUUGGAAGCCAGAUGGCCAGAACUAUCGUCAAUUAUCUUCAACUACUAUUACACGUUAUCUAAAGGUCGCCGAGAUGAGGUAGCUUCGAAAAUCAAGGAAUUCUAUUUAAACAACCGAGCUGUUAAUCAAAACACAUUCCAACAUUUAGUAAAAGCGUUAACCGAUCGCAACUUUUACGUAGAUAUAGGAGAAUUUACGCGAUUGUUUGUCCUAAAAUCUACUAAGGAUGCUUACAUGUAUCGAUACAGCUUUCGAGGUGAAAAAAGCCUUUCCGACUUGAUUGGAAGGACUAAUGUCAAUUACGGUACCAGCCACUCGGACGAUCUCUUUCGUAUAUUUGUUCUGCCAAACUUUGAUCUCAAUAGGUCUGACGAUAUUGAAAUAAUACAAACUUUAAUUAAAAUUAUUUAUUCGUUUUCGACGACUGGUGUGCCUACUGUAAACAACUCGCAAUGGAAUCCAGUAACUCCAGGACCAGAAAUUAAUCUAUUAGAUAUCUUGGCACCUGACAACACAAAAAUGUCGCAUUAUGCUAAUUUUGGGAAUAAGACAUUUUGGGACAGUCUCGGAUUUAAUGAAAACGAACGAAUUUUACGAUAUUAGAAUUAUUAAAUUUUCAACAUCAAGCGAUCUAUUUGUUGAUGCUGAAAUUUAAUUCAAUAAAACUUUAUUACGUAAUUAAACAGCAUUAACGACCCAAAAUCCUCCAUUAAAAUAUUUCAUAUUCUCUGUGAUAAUUUGUCUAGUAUAAUGCACCCUUCUUGCUAAGUAUUUGAUUUAAGACACAUAUGCGUUUCGAUAUUAAAAAAAUAUUUCUACUCUAUGGAUAAAUCUACCAUGUAUACAACAUAUCUCGUUUUAUUUAUUUAUUAAGUACAGCUAAACAUAUCCAUAUUAUUAAAGCAAACCGAUUACAUUGUUCAGCAAAAUAUACGAAAUAGAAAGAUAGGGUCAACUAUUAAAAAAACUACAACGUAAUAUUUUAAAGAAAUAUGAAAUUGUAACUACUGCGUUAAGCCUUCUUGUAUGCCACGCACUGCCGGAUUAGCCACUUAGCAAGAGUAACAAAUGCUACGGGCCCCUUUGGGGGCCCGCGCUCCAACGUAUCCGAAUAUAAUAAUACCCGUACAGUAAUAAAGAAAUAUUAAAUUA
Messenger RNA from Pieris rapae (cabbage white), 2351 nucleotides. RefSeq names its product venom carboxylesterase-6. The record is from RefSeq and is a predicted model, not a curated record. Lineage: Eukaryota; Metazoa; Arthropoda; Insecta; Lepidoptera; Pieridae. The transcript is spliced from 10 exons. The coding region runs from base 168 to 1802 and encodes 544 amino acids.